Messenger RNA from Chaetura pelagica (chimney swift), 546 nucleotides. RefSeq names its product protein fosB-like. NCBI's taxonomy places the organism in Eukaryota, Metazoa, Chordata, Aves, Apodiformes, Apodidae. The transcript has 2 exons. Gene Ontology annotation, biological process: regulation of transcription by RNA polymerase II. The annotation marks the transcript as partial. Gene Ontology annotation, molecular function: RNA polymerase II cis-regulatory region sequence-specific DNA binding; DNA-binding transcription factor activity, RNA polymerase II-specific. The record is from RefSeq and is a predicted model, not a curated record. Gene Ontology annotation, cellular component: nucleus.
CUGACCCCAGAGGAGGAGGAGAAGCGCCGGGUGAGGAGGGAGAGGAACAAGUUGGCGGCCGCCAAGUGUCGGAACCGGCGCCGGGAGCUGACGGACCGGCUGCAGGCGGAGACGGACCAGCUGGAGGAGGAGAAGGCGGAGCUGGAGGCGGAGAUCUCGGAGCUCCAGAAGGAGAAGGAGCGCUUGGAGUUCGUCCUGGUGGCCCACGCCCCAGCCUGCAAAGCCCCCUUCGAGGACCCCCUCGGUGUCCCCUCGGCCACCAUCCCCGAGGUGAGACCUUUGAAGGCACAGGAGGAGGAGGAGGAGGAGGAGGAGGAGGAACCACCUGGGACCUUCACCUUCCCGGGGCUUUUCCAAACCACCGCUCAAGUGGGACCUUUCCCUGCUUGUUGCCACGUCCCCGGGGGGUUCCCCGGGGGGUCCCCCCACCCCCAAUGUCCGUCUCCGUUUGUGUUCACCCACCCAGAGGGAGGACCCACCUGUGGAACUUCGCACCAGAGGAGCAGCAGCAGCGACCAGUCCUCGGACUCCUUGAACUCCCCCUCG